Phycomyces blakesleeanus NRRL 1555(-) is the source of this 2520-nucleotide messenger RNA. RefSeq lists its product as hypothetical. Gene Ontology annotation, biological process: lipid metabolic process. The record is from RefSeq and is a predicted model, not a curated record. Lineage: Eukaryota; Fungi; Mucoromycota; Mucoromycetes; Mucorales; Phycomycetaceae. The transcript has 9 exons. The coding region runs from base 1 to 2475 and encodes 824 amino acids.
AUGGUUUCUUCCAGCACUACUUUGAGUGAAUUGACCACUCCAUUACCAAAUGUCCAGGCAUUCAGCAUCAAACCCGGAAGUUUAAAGAUCCACAUUAAUAGCUGCUUCCUAAACGUUUCAGUAAAACGUCCUUAUGUCAUUAUCACUAUUGGAGAUCAAAUACACCAGACUUCUAUAUCAGACUAUCCUCAAGGUCAAUGGAAUGAAGGGUUUGAAUUCCUGGUGAGCUAUCACGCUCAACUAUUCGACACUAUCCAACUGGAUCUAUAUGAUUCCUACAUGCUUCUACCCGACAGGCAUGUGGGCCGAGCAGAAAUACGACUACGAAAACUAGAAGGCAUGCCAGAAGAAUUUACUUCUUACUACGAAAUCUGGGAAAAGAAACUCUCAAAAGGAGCGAGCUCUCUGGCUUCCCAAAAGAAAACUACUGAGAGUAAUGUGGGAGCAAUACAAGUCCGGAUUUCUUAUGUUUACCAAUCCCAAGAUCCAGUUACACCUUCAGGAAAGACAAAAAAUCCAUCGCUUCACUCCAAGCAAUUGUACAACGAGAAUGAACUAGAAGAGGAAUUUUUAAGAUUAAUAAAGGCACAUCGGGAAAGACCUCCCGGUGAGAUCUUGUUUCGGAAAUAUGAAGAGACAAGUCAAAGAUCAUCUUUUGAUGAGGAAAUAGACAAGGAAGAGGAAGAGAUGAAGAGGUCAACAUUGGUAGAGAAACGACCGUCUGACCUGGAAGAGCAACAUAUGGGUAGUUAUCGCAUAGUCGAGCAGGACAGAGCAAAAUCAAUACCCAAAAAAGAAGAAGAAGAAGAAAUUCCGGCUACUACUACGACUACUACUACGACUACAGGGUCAGUUCUCGGAACUGUCUCGGCUUGGCUUGGCUUCACACAACCUGUACCUUCACAAUCCAAAUCAACCACAAGUACAUCUACUCAAGAUACAUUAACAGAACCCGAAGAUCCUAGUAAUGAAGAACACACGGACCUGAUUGAUACAAUGAAUACUCUGACAACAGAAGACGACUCUUUAAAAACAUUCCCAAUAUUGGAUGCUAUUGGCUCCUGGACCGUUAACAAGGAAACAAAUCAAGUUUUGCGUGCAAUUGGAAAGCUUCUUGCAGCAUUUGGGCAAGGAUUUGAGCUUUCAAAUAUCCAGAUAUUGACUGGAUUUACUAUGCUUGAGAAGUUUUAUACCCAACUUCCACGAGACCGAACCUGGGACUUGGUGGAAGAUCUUUCAGAAAUCGAGCUGGCUUCUCACUUUUGGGAUUAUUCGUUGGCAUCAUAUGGAUGGAAGGGUGUUAAUUUGAUGGGAAAAGGAAACGGUUAUAUAUCAGAUGCUGUCCGUGACCAUUCGGAUGCUCUGACGGUAAUGGAAUAUCUAAAGCUUCCCGAAGAGUGCCUACUGGCAUACGAACUUCGUACAGGAGAGGCAUUUCGUCCAAGUUAUUUUGUUGCCCAAGAUCCAUCAACAGACUCACUCGUGCUGUGUAUUCGAGGUACUAUGAGUGCAUUCGAUACAAUGACAGAUCUUGUGUGUGAAUACGAACCGUGGAAAGGAGGAUUUGUGCAUAAAGGCAUGAAGUCCGCUGCUGCCUGGCUUUUCCGCCAUGUUGCACCUCAAUUAGUCACAUAUGCCAACGAAAACUCUGUGUCAGCGCUUCAUAUUGUUGGCCAUAGCCUUGGUGCAGCAACAGCCGCAAUAUUGACCAUCAUGCUUCUUGAUCAUAUUGACGAAUUUCCAAAAGAUAAAGAAGGAAACCCUUUUGUGAUUCGAUGUUUUGGAUAUGCACCUGCGUGUGGGCUCAGUAUCGAUCUUUCUGAGCGUUACAAGGAUUACAUUCAAUCGAUUGUGUUUGCAGAUGAUUUUGUCAGCAAACUAAGUUAUGGCUCAAUGAUGGACGUAAAAGAAUUGAUAAUAGGAGGUGCAGAAGCAGCACAGAAUCUCGGAAUCGGGCAACUUCUUUGGACACAAGAGCCAGAAGGAGAGCAGUGGAAAAAAGCAUUUGAUCAAAUUGAAGAAUGUCGACGCAGAUGCCUCGAGUCAAUGGAUAACCCAAGGCUGUAUGUUGCAGGCAUGGUUUAUCAAUUUUGGCUGGAUCCUGUCCCCGGUAAAGAUACUCGUAUUGUUGUCGAGCGUACGGAUCCUCGUAGAGUAUCAAGCGAGCUGAUUAUUAGACGCUCCAUUCUUCUUGACCAUCUUCCUUCUAAUUUUGAUGUGUCUUUCCGAAGAGCGCGUGAGGCAUUGAUGGCUAACAAAGAUGACCAACCAGUGGGCGUUCUGGAUCCUUCGCACUCUGAAGACACUGGUGAUAUAGAUCCGAGAGUCCAAAGAUCCAGUAGCACAAAUACAGUUCCACUACACAAUAAGUGCUCAAUGGAUACAGUUAGAGAUACAUUAGCUGAAGAAGGUCUCAAGAGAACCACCGAGAGAGGUGGUGGAGAUGCGCAUGCAGUAAAAGACGCUGUGCGCUAGACGAAAUUGCGGGACUUUAAAAAUAAAUGCAACAUAAAAUUUUCU